CUUCCGUACAGGUAUUAUCCAAUUAUUACUCAGUGGUGAUUGGUCUCUCUGUCACGCUUCAGUGCAUCGUUACAUCUAAUCCAUCUCUUACAAACGUGACAUGGAAUAAGAUAGAAAACGGACAGCAAACUAAUAUAGGAUCAAACAAUAGAUAUUCAGGAGGAAGUACUAAUACAACAUCUUUGACCAUUUCGAACGCAGUUGACUCGGAUGAAGGAUAUUACAUUUGUACCGCAGUAAAUGCAGUGGGCGAAGGUCAAAGUUCACAAACCUAUUUAGACGUUAUCGGAAGUAUAUUGACAGUCACAGUACCACAAUCAUCAUAUAGUGUGAAUUAUGGUCAAUCAGUACAGUUGGUAUGUACUGUAUCCGGAACUCCUGCAGUACAAAAUGUGUACUGGCAAAAGAUCACAAAUAGCGUUCAGACAAAUAUCAAUUCUACCACUAACGCGAACAAAUAUUCUGGAUCUACAAUAGGAACCUCGUCUCUGUCCAUCCUGAAUGCUGACAGUGAUGACGUAGGAUCCUACACAUGUUACGCUACAAACUCUGUUGGAACUGGACAGAGUCAACAAACUCAACUUUCUGUAGUUGGCAAUGAACCCUCAGUGACUGUUGGACAAGGAUAUACCAUUGCUAUUGGAAACUCGAUUACUUUGACUUGUACUAUAUUUGCCACCCCAUCAGCCACCAACGUUCAAUGGAAUAGAAUAACAAAUAAUGUACCUGUUGCAAUAAACGUUACCAGCAAUCCAACCAAAUAUUCAGGUGCUACUGUCAUUACACCAUCUUUGACAAUUUCUAACUGUGUUGAGGGUGAUGAAGGGUACUAUACUUGUCAAGCAACAAACUCCGUCGGAACAGGAAUUAGUACCCAGACCUUCUUAAACGUUCAAGGCACAAUACCUGUGGUUACCAUUGUCCAAUCACAGUAUAAUGUAAAUGUUGGUUCAUCCGUUACCAUGGUUUGUUCCGUAUCAGCAAAUCCUGUUCAUACAUCAGUUUAUUGGCAAAAAGAUGUAAAUGGAGUAGCAACAAAUAUCAAUCUCUCUCAGACGAGUAAAUACUCAGGAUCUACUACCACAUCACCAUCUUUGACUGUUCUGAAUGCUGUAAUUGCUGAUCAAGGAUAUUACACCUGUAAUGCACACAAUAGUGUCGGUACUGGUAGCAGCUCACAGACAUUUCUGGGUGUAUUGGGGAGCGUUCCUGUAGUAACCAUACUAUCAACCAGUUACUCUGUCAAUGUCGGAAACUUCAUUACAUUACAAUGUAUUGUAAUUGCCAAUCCAACAGCAACAAGUGUCACCUGGCAGCGUUACAUCAAUAAUGUAGCAACGGAUAUUAGCAUGUCUAGCGGACGUUACGGCGGAAGUUCAGUGAGUUCACCGUCUCUCGUCAUAAGUAAUACGGCUAUCUCAGACGAGGGGUUCUAUAUCUGUACAGCUACUAACAGUGUUGGAUCUGGGCAAAGUCCACAAAUAUUCUUGGAUGUUAUUGGAAGUAUUCCCACUGUUACUGUUCCACAAUCUAGCUACACAGUAAACAGUGGAUCAUCAGUUACACUACAAUGUAUCUAUACUGCCAACCCAGCAGCUACCAGUGUUAUGUGGGAAAGAACUAUAGCCAAUCAGGUCACAGUAAUAUCCACAGCCAGCAAUAAAUAUGAUGGUUCUACCACACAGUCACCAUCUUUGAUAUUAAAUAACGCUGACGAGUCUGACCAGGCCAAUUAUGUUUGUAAAGUAAUCAACAGUAUAGGAACUGGAAUCAGCUCUCCUACAAUUCUUGACGUUUUGGGCAACAUACCUGUUAUUACAACGCCUACAUCAGCAUAUACAGUAAUUAUUGGUGGUUCUGUUACCAUAACAUGUACCGUGACAGCUAACCCACAGCACACUAGCGUUUACUGGCAGUUUACAUCAAGUGGUUCAUUAACCAAUGUGGACAUUGGAGGAAGGUUCAGUGGCUCAACAGUCAGCUCACCAUCUCUAACAAUAUCAAAUGCACAGUUAUCAGAUCGGGGAACAUAUGUUUGCUAUGCUACCAACAAUGUAGGAACAGGACAGAGUACACAUGUUGUACUGGCUGUUACUGGCAGUGUUCCUAGUGUGAGUCUUACACGGACAUCUUUUACUGGUAAUUAUGGUGAUACAAUUACACUUGGUUGUACUGUAUCCGCAAAUCCUGCUGCUAGCUCUGUUUACUGGCAGAAAGUAUCGGAAAGUACAACUUCCACUGUAGACAUGUCUAACUCAAGAUAUACUGGAUCAUCGGUCAGUACACCAUCCCUAACCAUAAACAAUCUCAAUAGUAAUGAUGCUGGGAAUUAUAUAUGUCUAGCCGCCAAUUCAGUUGGAACUGGUCAGAGUAUACAAGGACCUUUAACGGUUAUUGGAAACGUCCCUGUAGUAACAGUACGUCAAUCAACUUACUCAUCAAACAUUGGGAAUACCAUCACACUUGCGUCUGUAGUGUCAGCAAACCCUGCACACACUGCUGUUUACUGGACACGUCAGAUCAACAAUGGCAAUACUGAAACUCUAAAUCCUGCUUCCUCCUCAAAAUAUUCCGGAUCAACUACACAGUCACCGUCACUGACUAUAAAUAAUGCAGACAUAUCUGAUGAAGGCAAAUAUAUAUGUCAUGCAACUAAUAUUGUUGGCACAGGUCAAAGUUCAGAGACAUUCUUAGAUGUUAUUGGAAAUAUCCCAAAUGUAACAGCGUCAAUACUUGUCUCCUCCGUCCAAGUGGGAAGUCCUGUGACAAUUAGAUGUAUCGUGAUAUCAACACCAGCAGCUACUCAGAUAUUAUGGCAGAGAAAUGUAAAUAAUGCCGACACAACUAUGGAUUUAAGUAGUAUCAGAUACAGUGGAGGAACGACAUUUAACCCGUCUCUUACUAUCAUCAGUGUACAAUCAGGUGAUCAAGGACAGUAUUUUUGUCAAGCUUCCAACAGCGAGGGAACAGGAACUAGUAAUACUGUCUAUCUAACUGUUACUGGAGAUGCACCUACAUCAAUUGCUAUAAGUCCCAGUCCAAUAUCUGUAAAUGAAGACCAGACUAUAACAGCUUACUGUACAGUUCAGGGCAGUCCAACAAUAACAUACAUCUGGUUUAAGGGCAAUUCCACUACACAGUUUUCCGAUGGUUAUAUACUUCAGAUACCUUCCUCAAAACGGACGGAUGCUGGAACAUACAAAUGUAGGGCUUCGAACACCUAUGGUAAUGCUAACGCAACUGUUUCAGUGGAAGUUAAAUAUGUACCAGAUGUAAAUAUCACACAGCCGUCUCAAGGCUUUCGCGGACAGGCUAUUACAAUAAGAUGCUCCUACGUUUCUAACCCUGCAGCUACUAAUGUUAUAUGGAGUAAAGGAAACCAAGGCAUUACUGUUGAUGGUAACAAAUACGAAGGCGGUAGCUUGUCCAAUCCUGAUCUUACAAUCACUAAUCUGGGUGCUUCUGACCGAGCGUCAUACAAAUGUUCAGUAGUGAACGCCCUGGGACAAGGUGAUUCAUCAUCUGUCACUCUUUCGGUUGAUUUAUCAGCUGCACCAUCAAUCAUAAGAAUAGUACCAGCAGGUGUUGUAGUUCAAGAAGGUCACAGUUUCAGCCUGACUUGUGAGGCUGAUGGUGAUCCUGCCCCAACAUACAACUGGUAUCAAAAUGACAUGAUUAUACGAACAGGUGCUGUCUAUGCCAUUCCUAAUGCCAAUUGGAUUGAACAUGAUGGUUUAAUUUUGUGUAGGGCUACCAACACUAUGGGGAGCAGACAGACAUGGGAAGAUGUUGAUGUUCAGCAUGUACCAGUGAGUAAUGUUACACAGACAAGCAUAUCACAAACUGUUGGUAAUCCUGUCCGUCUUAGCUGUGACACACGAGCUAAUCCAUCGGCUACUGUUUGGGAAUGGUUUAAUAAUGGUGCCCCUAUGCCGGAUACCAGCAAGGUGCUAUAUGUUGAUAUGGAUGCUGCUAGUGCAGCUAGAGCAUAUACCUGUAAAGCUACAAACGUUAUAGGAAAAUCACCUGAAAUUACUUUCAAUAUUCGUAUAGUUACGACAACUGAUCCUGACCCUAUACCAGAUCCAGAUCCACUAACUGCUGGUGAAAUAGCUGCAAUCAUCUUAGCCUGUGUCUUUGUUGUACUGUUGAUUAUCGGAGUCAUUGUAUGCUGUUGUUGUCAAGAUAAAUGUUCCUCCUUGUGUGGUGGAAAGAAAGAACAAAUCAGUCCACAACCAGCACCUAAGAGAGUUGAGAUACCUGUGUACUAUGAAGAACCAGACGAAUCGGUUAUUUCAUUCCGUAAAUUAGAAAUACCAAAAUUUAAGAAGGUUACAUCACCAAAAAAAAAGAGGAACAUUUUAGAGUAA
Molecule: messenger RNA, 4370 nt
Organism: Mytilus californianus (California mussel)
Lineage: Eukaryota; Metazoa; Mollusca; Bivalvia; Mytilida; Mytilidae
Product: hemicentin-1-like
Exons: 17
Coding region: 963-4370 (1135 amino acids)
Biological process (GO): cell-cell adhesion
Cellular component (GO): cell-cell junction
Molecular function (GO): cell adhesion molecule binding
Source: RefSeq, a predicted model, not a curated record